Lycium ferocissimum is the source of this 2426-nucleotide messenger RNA. RefSeq lists its product as uncharacterized. The record is from RefSeq and is a predicted model, not a curated record. Gene Ontology annotation, molecular function: DNA-binding transcription factor activity. Gene Ontology annotation, biological process: regulation of DNA-templated transcription. The transcript has 3 exons. Gene Ontology annotation, cellular component: nucleus. Bases 257 to 700 code for a protein of 147 amino acids. Lineage: Eukaryota; Viridiplantae; Streptophyta; Magnoliopsida; Solanales; Solanaceae.
GGUGAUCCUGAUGAUAUUGGUAACAAAGAUAUUGUUGGAGAUGAAGAACCAGCUGGAGAGAAGAAUGUGCCUAAUACUGAGGAACAUAGAAAUAAUAUUCAUGAGGUUGAAAACAAUCUCGUAUCGAAUGACAAAUACAAGUUAAGGAGGAAGAGAGGUAGAAAAAGCACAAAAGAGAGUGAUGAUGGAGAGAGCCACAGAAGUGCUAAUAAGGCUGUUGGACAAAAGGUCUGUGCAAAAUGGACUAUAGAUCUUCAUGCCAAAUUCAUGGAAGCUGUGCAACAACUUGGCGAAGGAAGUAGGAUGUUAUCCAAAAGACAUUCUUAAGAUGAUGAAUUUUCCUGGUCUUACCAAAACGCAAGUUGCAAGCCAGCUUCAGAAAUGUCGUAACAACAACUGGAGAGCUCUAGAAGAGCGAAAAUCUAUUCGUCACCCAUCAGAUCAAGUAUCCUCAAGUGGUUCUCAACAAAAAAAUAGCUUUAGAAAAUUUGGACAAUGCCUCGUCUUCAAACAAAUGUUCCAAAGCUGCAACGAAAGCAACGUAACCCAUAUCAAAUCCAAAGUGGCCCAAAGUUUCCAUUUUCACAUGUUAAUACCAAUAAUAUUUAUGCUAGAGGAGAGCGUUCAACUCAGUAGCAGCUCUAUCGUUCUCAACUUCAGGUUCAACCCCCUACCUCAACAUUGGCAACCCAUUCAAUAACUUAUUUUUUUUCGAUCCAAAAUAAUGUUGAUGGUGGGCUACAACAACAACAACAUGGACCAUUUUUGGAAUGCUAGGUUCACACGGACUACAAGGCCCAACUGCGAGGAGCACUAAUUAUAGGCCAGAGCUGGCAUUUAACAGUGGGGAUCAUCAUACUCAAAAUGACUAUGACUUGGACCUCAAUAUGCCCUAUGUAACAACAAAUUCUGGUAGCGAAAUAAUGUCCGAUGCAUACAUUGAGAAUACGACAAGUAAUGAUUUAGGAGCAACAAAUGCUAAUUUCCAGCAAUAUAUUGGUGAGCCAAGCAUGUCUAACCCAAGUAAUAUUAUCGUGGCAUCACAUGUGAGUGAUACUCAAGCAAGUGAUUCAAAUGACAUAGAAAAUUAUGAUGCUUAUUUAAAUUCCAAUAAUAUGGAUUAUAUCUUCCAGAAUCUUGGACCUCCAGGUGCUGACCUACCUAAUGAACAUGGCAGUGGGUUUGAUUAAGUUUACUCUGAUGAUCAGGUUAGUGUUUCUGAUUAUCUUUGUUGAUCUCGCAAGACUACUCUUUAUUUAUUCUACAUUUCAUAUGAUGGAACACAUUUUUUAAAAUAUAGUUUGAAAAAUGACUUAUAUUCUUUUUGAAAAAUAUAAAUUUUUCGAUAAAUUCAUAUUAUUCAGUGUCUAUUUGAAGGAUGAAAAUACUGACAUAAUUUUUUUUAUAUUGAUUGAUAAUAAUCUCACGGGUUGUUUCGUUAUCAGGAUUAGAAUAUUAAUCCCGGUAUAAAAUUUGGUAUUUGAUUAUUGGAAUUAGCUCAAAUUGGUAUAAAUUUUAAAUCAACAUCUUUGUUUUGUAUUUUCAUAUAGGACACAGGAUUAAAUGUCAUUUUUAGUGCUUGAUUGGGAUUAUAAUCUCAAAAUUCAGAGGCAGAUCUAGAAUUUCUAGAACAUGGGUUUACUGAAAAAACAAGAAAAAAAGUAUUAAGUCGAAAUUGAUCCCUAUUCCUAUAGGUAAAUAACUUAGCAUUCAACCAAGUGCACCACACAAUAUUUUAAAGAAUGAGUGCCAGCAGAUAAUAUUAUAUCAACUCUAAAAAAUAUAAAUGUAAAAUACCUAGUUUUGUAAAGAGACCAUGAGUUCACGUGCACCAUAUUUUACACAUUAAAUAUGCCCCUGUCUCUAAUAUCCUUGUUCUGAACUAAACCACCCCCUAGAAAAUUGAAUAGCUAGUGUGUUGAUGAAACUUUUUAGUAUUAGAAAAAUUGAUACAUAUUGUCAAAAUGUUGGUUAAGACAGUCAUAUGAAGUUUAAGAAAUGAGAAAAUUGUGAAAGAAAUCGACUUUCGCCUAAAAGCGAAAGAAGUCAUUUUCUUACUUUGGUGAAUUUUUACACAUAAAAAUAUUAUUUGAGAAUUCAAUACUAACUUAUUUUUCAAAAAAAAUAUUGCAGUCAUAUCGAACACACCUCUAAUCUCAUAUAGACUUUACCUUAAACCUACAUAUGUAGGUGGCAUCGAAUGUAAAAUUUUCAGGAAUAGCAAAUUCUCCUGACGAAUCAAUAUGAUCAAAUGCAGUGUGCGGGCUCUUUGGAGAAACAAAGUUGUUUACUCAAGUGGAAAAUAUUGCAUCUUUUAUUUUUUGGAGAUUGGUGUAAUUUCAUUUAAUUUUAAAAAAAUUAUAUUACAUGGUGUGAGGGGGGGGGGGGGGAGAUGUGAAGAGAAUACUAUACCUGCGUCCCAAUUA